AUGGCGUACGAACGCAAUCACGGCCCCAUCCGACACCUGGACGCCACAGACUACAGGCUGAACAUCAGGUCCGACUCAUCUAUAGCGUCGAGCGAAAUUCUACCUAACAGCAUCGACGUGUCCUUCUCAGUUGGCGAUUUGACAACGCGGUUCAAAUACCGCAGUGUCAUGGCCGCUUUGCAAUGCGCGGGGAACCGUCGUCAUGAAAUGCGCGAGCGAGUAGCGGAAGUUCAGGGCAUUGACUGGGGUGAUGGCGCGGUCAUGAACGCCGUCUGGGGAGGUGUAUUACUCCGAGAUGUGCUCCUUUCGGCCGGCAUCACGGCUCCGUCGCCAACAAAUGAGGAGAAAUUCCAUGGAUUGCACGUCCAAUUUGCGUCCGCGCAAGAAACUCAGGACGAUACGUAUUACGGGGCCAGCAUCCCGCUUUCCACGGCGCUCGAUCCGGAAAGACAGUGUCUCCUUGCAACCUAUAUGAAUGGCAAACCUCUUACGGCAAAGCAUGGAUACCCGCUGAGAGUGAUCGUCCCGGGGAUUAUCGGUGCUCGAUCCGUGAAAUGGCUCGAUUCCAUCACCGUCUCGGCCGAGGAAUCAAGAAAUCAUUAUCAACAGCAAGACUACAAGGUUCUCUCUGGGGAGAUUGCCCAGAGGAUUGAGGCGGCCAAAGACGACGAAGAGAAAGGGCGGAUCAAGGAGGAAGCUGAGCCCCUGAUGGAUAACCCCAUCAACUCGGUCGUUGCGGUUCCUGGACAGGACGGGGAUGUUCUUCAUAGGGACGACCAGGGAAUGGUCUAUGUGCGAGGAUAUGCAAUCCCUCAGGGCAAGGAUGGUCCGGUUGUUAAGGUAGAGGUAUCCAUAGACCGCGGCGGGACCUGGCAUCAAGCCUCGAUCCUCGAUGAGGGGGAUGAGAAUACCGCGUCAUCCUCCGUGCCAAGGGGGGACACCACGCAGAGGGGGCAAUUCGCAUGGGUUGUUUGGGAAUGCCGCGUUCCCGUUGACGGAAAUUUGCCACAAGAGGGGAUAAGUAUCUGGUCGAAAGCGACGGACAAGGGCGGGAAUACCAUGGACGUCGAAAAGCCGGACGGAGACUGGAACCUGAGAGGAGUGGGGUUUAAUGCUGUCGAGGGAAGGAGAAGCAUAAGGGUUGAAUGA
Messenger RNA from Cladophialophora carrionii CBS 160.54, 1149 nucleotides. RefSeq lists its product as uncharacterized. Gene Ontology annotation, molecular function: molybdenum ion binding; oxidoreductase activity. NCBI's taxonomy places the organism in Eukaryota, Fungi, Ascomycota, Eurotiomycetes, Chaetothyriales, Herpotrichiellaceae. The transcript has a single exon. The coding region runs from base 1 to 1149 and encodes 382 amino acids. The record is from RefSeq and is a predicted model, not a curated record. Gene Ontology annotation, cellular component: mitochondrion.